AUGAAAACCUUGUCCGACGAGGAGCUCACAGAUCUCGCGGGCAAUUACUUCGCUCCGAAGGGACUUUACCGUCACACGAAAGGCUUGCCAUUCUUGGGUAGUCUUGAGUGUAACACAAAGACUCUCAUUGCUGGGCAAUGGACUGAACUCAUCGUGGAAUACACGGUUGGUGCCAGUGGCCUUGCUGAUGGAGCUUGGAUCAAAGGAACCUUCAAGUUCUACUCGGACUGGGCGCUGUUUCAGACUUCCGACCCAAAGGAAGACAACUACGUAUCGGUAGAAUACACGCCAGGCCCUCUCCACGAAGGGCAAGCAGCGGCGACAGUACAAUCACUGGCUGCUCGUUUCGACCAAAAGGGCCAUGAGCGACCAUUCCAAAAGGCCAUCAUCGUUGACAUUGUCGACGGUUACAUGAACCCCGGAGAUAAGAUUACUAUUCGAAUUGGCGACAGACGAUGGGGAUCGCGGGGUACCCGAGUUCAAACAUUCGUCGAAGACAAGUUCUUGAUGAGGUGGUAUAUUGAUCCAGUCGGAACUUCAAGAUUCGCUCCCAUCAAGCCUGACAUUGGUUUUCCAAUCAAAUCAGGACAAGUUGCUAGAGUCAAGACCAUAACUCCCCGAGUUGUUAGGCCCGGCGUUCCCGCCCCCCUUCACGUCCAUACCGAGGACAUCUGGGGCAAUGCGACAGCAGACCUCGGGAAUCUGAAAGCUGAAGUCAGAUUGAUCAAAGUUGGCUCCAAGGCAGAGGUUGUCCAGACUAAAACCUUGCCUUUCGCAGCUCAGGGAUGGACGGUGAUGAAUGGCACAUACGAGUUCGUCAAAGAUGGGGACUACGAUCUCGUCGUGGCAGUAAUUGAUGGUGAGGGAUCUGUCAUUGCCACAGCUACAGACUAUGUAUCUGUCGAUGCCUCUCUACCCAUCCCUCGGCCGUUGUACUCUGAUCUUCACGUUCACUCCGAUGACACUGUCGGCACCAACCCGACCACAUACAACUUCUCUUACGCCAAAGAAAUUGCCGGCCUUGACGUCGUCGGAUACACUGCUAAUGAUUUCAACAUUACCAAAGAGAAGUGGGAGCACACGCUUGAGAUCAUUAAGAGAGUUAAUUCGCCCGGCGAAUUUGUCGUAUUCCCUGGGACAGAAUGGUGUGGCAACUCAGCCGCUGGGGGUGAUCACAAUGUCGUCUUACUCGAUGACCCGAAGACGAGUCAACCCGAGUUCCCUUUUGACAAGAAAGGGAAUGUAGCUCGUAGCUUCGAGUGGAACGAGGACGGACCGGCAGAGCUGAUACCCGGCGCUUGGCCACUGGAUGAAGUCUACGCGACUUACGCUCAUUCACCUGAAAGCCACCUUUUGAUCCCCCACGUUGGCGGUCGUCGAUGCAACCUAGCCUGGCACCAUUCCCAGUUGGAACGUCUUCUCGAAAUUGGCAGCGCUUGGGGGUUAUUCGAGUGGCUUCUUCGCGACGCCGUGAAACGGGGCUGGAAACUCGGCGUUUCCGCCAAUUCGGAUGAGCACCGGGGUCGAUGUGGAGGCGGGGUACCCGGAACUGCCGUCUUUGGCACGAAGGGUGGAUUGACCGGCGUCUUGGCCGACAAGCUGGAGCGUGGUGAGGUUGCGAAGGCCUUACGGGCAAGGCGUACGUUUGCGACAACAGGCGAACGCUUAGUUGGGAUCGUACGCACCGACAAGGGACAUCUUCAAGGCGAUGAUGUGUUUGUGAAGGAUAAUGAGGAACUCGUUCUCAGGUACAGCUUCUUUGGUGCGGGAGGGUACUCUUCCAUCGAGGCUUGGGAUGCGAGUGGUCGCAUUCUCCACCGGGAUCUCCAGAAAGAAGCAGAAACUCACGCCACGGCAUCAACUCCUAGAAAGAUUCGCGUGAAUUGGGGAGGGGCUCGCGUUUACGACAGAUAUCGUGAGGCUGUCUGGCACGGAUCAAUUCUCCCCGGGGCGGUAAUCUCGCAUGUGAUCUUCGAGACCCGAACCAGCGGAGAUUUCGAUGGUGUUGACAUUUUCCUUGAUGACACAUCGGGAACCCCCUCUACUAUCAGCGUAUCGGGCCAUUUAGGUGGAUACGUCAAAGUUGGUGACGCCCUCAAAGGAAACCCCCACAACCCGCAACCUCGGUUCAACUUGGUUGCAACGGCAAAGGACUUGACUCAGGAAGGAGGGGUGCGCGACGACAUAGUGGGCGGUGCUGACCUCUUUGUGUCCAUCGAUGGUCUGUUGGAUGUUCCAUUGCCCAAAAGAGUUGAAGGCAGCUUCACAGUGAAGGCAGAGUCUGGUAGUGGUGGUGACCGGGCGGUGUACUUUGUGGGCAGAGAGUAUGGUGGAGGGAAGGUCAUCACCAGUCCUGUAUUCAUCAAGUACGACGGGAGCUCUACUACGCAGACCGGGUUUUCUGUCAACGGCACCGCUCCCUCGAGCAAGAAUCCUAUUGGAAAUCCCUCUUUUCCUGGAUCAACGACGACUGACGGCCUGAACUGGCUAGGGUUUGAUAUCGCGGAGUUUAAUCACACAACGAUCUUAGCCUAUAAUCUGGCUGUAGGAGGUGCUACGACAGACAACACACUUAUUCCAACAUACACGGAAGGUAUUGCGACCUACGUGGACCAGGUCGACACCUUUUACGAUGCAUACGUCCACCAGGAAACCCCAUGGUCCUGGGAUGACGUUCUGAUUGGGAUCUGGAUCGCCAACAACGACGUUGGCCAGUCUUUUGACAGAAACGACACAUCCUUCCUGUACCCAAAGGUUUCUGCCCGUUACUUCGAACAGACUCAGCGCCUGUACGAUGCCGGUGCCCGAAAUUUUGUGUUUCUCACAUGUGCUCCCCAGCAACUCACUCCUUUGAUGAUCGAAAAAGGCCCAGAAAGCAACGCAAAGGUUGCGGCUGCUGUCAAGCUCUACAAUGAGAUAUUGGAAAAGAACUUUCAAAAGUUUAAAAUAGCCCAUCCGGAUGCUCAAGCCUGGCUGGUCAGACCUUCGAAGUCAUAUGAACCUGCGAUUGCGAACCCACAAGAAUACGGAGCGCCAGACGCGAUUUGUACAAACGAGGACGGCGUCAGCUGCCUGUGGUGGAACAACUACCAUCCUGGAAUUCAAAUUCAUCAUCUUCUGGGAGCAGACGUGGCGACAACUGUUGGCACACCCUGGUUCAAUCCCCAGUAG
This is a messenger RNA of Colletotrichum aenigma, 3171 nucleotides long. RefSeq names its product Acetylesterase (gene aes1-0). Bases 1 to 3171 code for a protein of 1056 amino acids. Gene Ontology annotation, molecular function: hydrolase activity, acting on ester bonds. The record is from RefSeq and is a predicted model, not a curated record. Lineage: Eukaryota; Fungi; Ascomycota; Sordariomycetes; Glomerellales; Glomerellaceae. The transcript is spliced from 5 exons.